UUUCGCGACAUGGAACUGCUUUAUAAAAUAUGCUAUACAAGGUCUGUGCUGACAUUUUACUGUAGAAAAUAGCCCUGAUUGACGUCAAAUCGGGUAUUCACGAUACUUUUUUUCUCAGGAUACAAUAAUUCAUUUUAAGAUUCCUAUCCGGCAAAACUGUUCACGAGCUCUUUUUUCCGAGGAAUACUUGAAGGCACCAUUGAAGUCACAUGGCAGUCUGAGGAGUAAUGUUAGCCACCGUUACCAUGGAAACAGAGGCCAGUCACAUGCUAGAGGCAGCCCUGGAGCAGAUGGAUGACAUCAUCGCAGGGUCAAAAGCAGCACAAGUGGAACUUUCCAAUGGCGUCUACGAGCUGGCUUCCGUGGUCCAGUUAGCCGAGGACCUGAAACAUGCUUUGGAUCUUCAUCCUCAGCAAGAAGCCAGAGAGCAGCUGAGAGAAAAGUUACCUGCAGGAACAGCUCAGACUCUCCAAGCCUGGCUUCACGGCCUUCCAGUGAGCUUGUGUCCUCCUGCCAAGAAUGAAAGCUACACAGAGAGACUGCUGCGUCUCGAGGAGGACAAGAAGUCUCUGGUACUACAGGUGAGUGCACUGACUGAUCAAGUGCAGGCCCAAGGCGAGAAGAUCAGAUAUCUAGAAAGCUCCUUGGAGGACCACAGACGGAAGCUAGCGUCCACAGAGGAAAUGCUUCAACAGGAGCUGGUGAGCAAGACCUCGCUGGAGACCCAGAAGUUGGAUCUGAUGGAUGAGGUCUCGUACCUCAAACUGAAGCUGGUUAGCAUGGAGGAAUCGCACAACACACACACGGAAGAGCCAACGCACACACAGCAGAAUAAAGCCCAGUGUGUGGUAAACCUCAUUAGUGAGCUCCAGGAGCAGAUGUGCCGCUUCCAGGAGGAGAUCAGCACUCGCAUUAAAGAGAAGCGAACGCUGGGAGAAGGCGAGAACCAGCAGGAAGAGCCCCCAUCCAUCCAGGUCCAGGUCCAGGAGCACAGCUCUCAGGUGGACUUAGUAAGAAGUCAGCUGAGCCCGUGUGACUCUGAUGGAGGGCUGAGUGCAAAUGACUGCUUAGAGGAAAUUGAGCAGCUUAGGAAGAAAGUGGGGGAGCUGCAGUGGCAGAAAGGACAAUAUGAGAGGCAGCUUGGAGCCACCAAGGCCGAGAUGUCAGAAAUGCAACACAUGCUGCUCUGCAAGGAUGCUGAGAUCCAGCGCCUGCACACUCAACGCCUGUCAAACUCCACCAAUGACAACACACACAGAGAAGUGUACGUCAAACAGCUGCUUAACAAAUACCAGGAAUACCAGAGACUGAAGGUGGGGAUGGAGUCUCUUCUAGCUUCCAAUGAUGACAAGAGUCGUCGUAUAGAAGAGCUGACAAAUCUCCUGGGCCAAUACAGGAAGAUUAAUGAGCUCAUGAUGCUCACACACGCGAGCAGUGAAGAGGAGCUGAAUGGAAACAUCAGAUUGAUCACACAGUCUGACUUCCUCCAAUCACAGUUGUCAUCUAGAGGAUCUUCUCCACUUACGUUAUACUCAUCGCCUUCCCAGAGAGACGUGGACUCAAGUUUCCAGAAGUCAGUGGACACAUCAAUACUUGCUACCAGAGAAAGCAUCUUCUCCCAGGGGUCGUGGCAUCAGCGCAGGAUGCAGUCCAGCAGUCUUGAGGAGUUGCAGAGCAGAUCUUUACAGAAGCCUGUAGACAUCCUGCCAGAUGAAAAUGAAUCAGACGAAGCAGGAGAGAAGGUCCCCAUGGAGCAGCAGAAGUAUGGAACAGUUCCAGGAAAGUUGAGGUCAAAGAUGAAGAUGAUCAACCAUGAUGAUGAUGAUGACGAUGAUGAUGAUGAUGAUGAUGAUGAUGAUGAAGGAUCUCCUGUUGAUAACUACCAGCACAGCCUGAGACAUGCAGAGAAGAUGGAUGAGUCCAACCAGUCCUUCCUGUCCACUGACAGGAACUCCAGCCAGCAGUCCGCCAAGUCAGCAGAAAGCAGGAAGAGUCACAGAGGCAUCAAGAAACUGUGGGGCUUCAUCCGCCGCAGUCAGUCAGGUAGUCCGGUCCAGGUCCAUGACCCCAACCUUGGAGACUUUAAGCGGGGAAACAUCAGAGCCAGCACUGGACCAAGACUGGCACCUUCAGUGAAUAUGCGAGACUUGAAGGUUCCUUUUUCCAAGUGGAGCACAGAGCAGACGUGUGAUUGGCUGGAAGAUAUUGGACUGGGCCAGUACGCCAUGCUCGCUCGCCACUGGCUCGCCAGCGGUCAAACUCUACUGGCAGCCACGCCACAAGAUCUACACAAGGAAAUGGGAAUGAAGAAUCCAUUGCAUAGGAAGAAACUCCAGCUGGCCAUCAAGACUUUGAGUAGCAAGCAGCACGAGAAGUCUGCUGAGUUGGAUGAAAUCUGGGUCACUCGAUGGCUGGAUGACAUCGGACUUCCUCAGUAUAAAGAUCAAUUUAGUGAAGCAAGAAUGAAUGGACACAUGCUGCAAUACCUCACUGUGAAUGAUCUGCUGGUCCUGAAAGUGAGCAGCCAGCUGCAUCAUCUCAGCAUCAAGUGUGCCAUCCAUGUUCUCCACCUCAACAACUUCCACCCCUUCUGCCUGAAGCGCCGACCCAGCACCGACAAGCAGUUGAGUCGUAGUGAGGUGACCCAGUGGUCCAACCACAGAGUCAUGGAGUGGCUGAGAUCUGUGGACCUGGCAGAGUACGCCCCAAACCUGCGUGGCAGUGGAGUUCAUGGAGGUCUGAUAAUGCUGGAGCCUGGCUUUAACGCCGACACGCUGGCCAUGCUGCUGAACAUCCCGCCUCACAAAACCCUGCUCAGACGUCACCUCAGCACCAACUUCAACAACCUGCUGGGGAGACACGCCCAGCAGGAGAAGCGACAAUACGCCGAAGCCGCUGACCACUCGCCACUCAACAUUACCGCCAAGAUCAAGCCAAAAAAGUUGGUCUUUUCCAACUUGGCUCACUUGCGGAGGAGGCGGCCAGAAGAGUCCAAGGACUACGUUUGUCCCGUGGAGUCUGGUGGGCCUCAGGACGGACGCACAUCAGUCAACCAGAUCCACCACGCCAACAUCCUGGAUCCUGAUGAGUCCACAGACCAGCCUUUCCUUCAUCCUCCUGAAGUCCACCACUGUGACUUGGACCAGUGAUGUCAACCCUCAUCAUUAAAUCUUCCUUAGUAAUACUUCCAUUUCUACUUUAUUUGCACUUAAUACACUUCCACUUGGAAUACUGUUGCAGUGUUUCAUUUAUUUAUGUUGCUUUUUGGACAUUCUAUACUAAAGGUAGUAACAUUUUGUUUAUAAUUAACACAAUGUGUGUAAAAUGUACAGUACUUCAUAUUUACUUACUAGUGUACAAAUCAAUUUCAACAUGCAAAUAAACAUUUUCAUUGUA
Messenger RNA from Nerophis lumbriciformis (worm pipefish), 3396 nucleotides. RefSeq names its product liprin-beta-2-like. Gene Ontology annotation, molecular function: protein binding. Gene Ontology annotation, biological process: neuromuscular junction development. The record is from RefSeq and is a predicted model, not a curated record. Gene Ontology annotation, cellular component: presynaptic active zone. NCBI's taxonomy places the organism in Eukaryota, Metazoa, Chordata, Actinopteri, Syngnathiformes, Syngnathidae.